AUGCGGGCAGCGGUGCUCCGGGGUCGUGCGGAUGCCCUCGCAGCGAGAUCUAUUGGGUCUCUCGGGCCGGGCGUGAAGCUUUUUGAAAGAUCGCCGGUCUCUCAAUCUCUUGUCUUUCGCUCACUGAACACGUCUGCCCGCCGGCCUUUUCCCAAACGUCCCUUCGGCGCGUCUCCAAAGGCGUCGACCUCAAUUCGCUUUCAAUCGGAUAAGACUAGUGCGAAGGUUGCUCCCAAGCAGCGCUCCAAAGUCUUAGCAGCCCUGUACAAAACUCUGGCUUUCUGCGGUGCCUUUGGUGUUGGUGCCGGUAUUCUUGUUGUCGCCUUCUUUCUUUACGAUGCCAGCACAUAUCGUGAGACCCCGAGUGCCGAGGACAUCCCCGUGUCCGAAUUGGCUCUCAAUCCUCGAGUUGGCGGUCCCAAAAAUUUGCCAAUUGCCGAUUAUCUUGUUGACGACUGUGACUCGGACGAGAUGAGGGAGCAAAAGGACAAGCCUCGUCUGGUUAUUCUUGGUACUGGCUGGGGUAGCAUUGCGCUGCUCAAGAAUCUCAACCCCGGUGACUAUCAUGUUACCGUUGUCUCUCCAACCAACUACUUCCUGUUCACUCCCAUGUUACCGUCUGCGACUGUGGGCACCCUUGGUCUUCGCUCCUUAGUAGAGCCAGUACGCCGUAUCAUUGAACGGGUUCACGGACAUUUCCUCAAAGCUUCUGCCACAGAUGUUGAUUUCUCACACAAGCUCGUGGAGGUCUCUCAAGUCGACAGUGACGGAAAUACGCGCAAUUUUUACCUGCCCUAUGACAAACUCGUGAUCGGCGUUGGUUGUGUGACGAAUCCUCAUGGUGUCAAGGGUCUCGAAAAUUGCAACUUCCUUAAAGGCAUCGACGACGCGAGACAAAUCAAGAACAAGAUUUUGAACAACAUGGAACAGGCCUGCUUGCCUACUACGUCGGAUGAAGAACGAAAACGUCUCCUUUCUUUUGUUGUCUGCGGUGGUGGUCCUACCGGCGUUGAGUUCGCUGCCGAGUUAUUCGAUAUGCUCAAUGAGGACUUGCUUCACUCAUUCCCCCGCAUCGUCCGCAACGAAAUCUCAGUACACAUCAUCCAAAGUCGCUCCCACAUUCUGAACACUUACGACGAGGCCUUAUCCACAUAUGCUGAGAGCCGCUUCUCUCGCGAUGGCGUCGAGGUUAUCACCAAUGCCCGAGUUAAGGAGGUGCAAAAGGAUCGUGUACUCUUUACCCAGGUUGAGGAUGGCAAGACCGUUGUCAAGGAAAUCCCGAAUGCCUUUUGCCUGUGGUCCACUGGAGUUUCUCGUGCCGAGAUAUGCGAAACCCUAUCCAACAAGCUUGAAAGUCAAAACAACAAGCACGCCUUGGAAACCGACACUCAUCUGCGCCUGAUCGGUGCACCAUUGGGCGACGUGUAUGCUAUCGGUGAUUGCUCGACCGUCCAGAACAAUGUUGCCGAGAACGUUAUGAAAUUCCUGCGCACCAUGGCCUGGGAGAAGGACCGCGAUCCCGAGAAGGUCCAAUUAUCCUUCUCUGAGUGGCGAGAUGUUGCCAAGCGCGUUAAGAAGCGGUUCCCGCAAGCAGCCGCUCACCUUCGUCACCUUGAUCGACUCUUCGAACAGUACGACACGGAUCACUCCGGUACUCUCGACUUCGGCGAGCUCUCCGAGCUUCUGCACCAGAUUGACACUAAGCUUACCUCCUUGCCGGCUACUGCUCAGCGAGCGAACCAGCAGGGAGUCUACCUGGGUCGCAAACUGACCAAGAUCGCCGCUGCUCUCCCUGGGCUACGGGCCAAUGAUAUCGAAUACGGUGAUCUUGAUGAGGCUGUCUACAAGGCUUUCAAGUAUAAACACCUGGGAAGUCUUGCGUACAUCAGUAAUGCUGCCAUUUUCGACUUUGGUGGUUUGAGCUUCAGCGGUGGCGUAGUUGCCAUGUAUCUUUGGCGCAGCAUUUACUUCGCGCAAAGCGUCAGUUUUCGCACAAGAUGUAUGCUGGCUAUGGACUGGGCAAAGCGUGCGCUUUUUGGAAGAGAUCUGAUGAGCUUUUAA
Molecule: messenger RNA, 2061 nt
Organism: Penicillium oxalicum
Lineage: Eukaryota; Fungi; Ascomycota; Eurotiomycetes; Eurotiales; Aspergillaceae
Product: putative NADH-ubiquinone oxidoreductase 64 kDa subunit
Exons: 5
Coding region: 1-2061 (686 amino acids)
Molecular function (GO): calcium ion binding; NADH dehydrogenase activity
Source: RefSeq, a predicted model, not a curated record